AUGAGAAUAUUCUAUGACCGAUUGAGAGUUCCGUAUCGGAAUCGCAUCGUCAUUCUAUACCAUACUACUGAAAGCGCAGGUAUUUCCUUCCUAUCGAAGAACGUCGGGUGCAGCAGAAUGUCGUUUUUGGCAAGGUCCCGACCUGUCCAGUUGGCAGUGUCAUUAUUAGCACUAAUUUUGGUUGUCUACUUUUUGUUCUUCAGCAAGAAAGGCGAUGAUGCAUAUUCUCCGGAGCAAAUCAACGAUAUGUUUCAGAACAAAGAUCGGGACGUACUGGUCAAAAAGGUGGAGCUCCGAAACCUAGAGCUCCUGCCUCCCUACUUGGAAAAGACAACGUUGAAAUCUGCCAACUGGCAGUGGGCCGGUGAUAUAAUAUACAAAAAUGACGAAUACGUGAGAUUAACGUCUGCCCGUCAACAUCAAGUUGGAAAUAUGUUCUCGAAAAUGCCAAUUCAGGCUGAAUCCUUCGAGAUGGAAUUAACUUUCCACAUUCACAGUGAAUCAAAAGCAUCAUUAGUAGCUGAUGGAUUGGCGAUUUGGAUAGUGGACAAACCGUCGCCCAUCGGAGAAGUCUUUGGUGCAGCAAACAGGUUUAAUGGUUUGGGUAUCUUCAUUGACACAUACAAAAAUGGAGCAAAAAGAAAAUUUCCGUACAUCAAUGUGAUGUUGGGUGACGGUCAGACAAGGUACGAUAAAUCUAUCGAUGGAGUAGAUACAGAGCUAGCUGGAUGUACCGCUCAUUCUCUUUUGAACCCACUGUCGGGUCAAAGCCGCAUGCGGUUAAUAUAUACCAGAAAUGGUUACUUAUCGGUGGAUUUCAAUUAUAACCCUCAUUUUUCUGACGACUGGCACAACUGCUUCACUUUAACAGACAUCAAACUCCCUCCAGUCAAGUAUUUGGGAUUCUCUGCUGAAACCGGAGACUUGACUGAGAAUGUUGAUCUUAUCACAAAUAAGGUUUUUGCCUUAUUCAAUCCAGAAAACGAGGAAUUUGUUGACUCGGUUGAACUGCUUGAGAAUAUGAUUAAGGAGGAACCAAACAAGGGUUCUCCGUCCAGAAAUCAACACAAAAAAAGGAAAUCCUUGGUUAGAUUGAAAAAGUCUGAGGAAAGAAUUAAACAAGCUGCGAGACAAAGAAGAUUGGAGAAGUAUGGAGAUCCCGAGGCGACAUUUGUACGUCGGUGGAUUCGACGGUUCCUCACUUUCCUUAAACUUAUUAUCUACGCGAGUAUUUUUGCUUUAAUCGUGUGGGUAGCGGCAAUAAUUUACCGUGUACAGAAACAAAAGAAGAAGUCUAGAAUUGGUGGACUUUUGGACUGA
Messenger RNA from Clavispora lusitaniae ATCC 42720, 1320 nucleotides. RefSeq lists its product as uncharacterized. Gene Ontology annotation, biological process: endoplasmic reticulum to Golgi vesicle-mediated transport. NCBI's taxonomy places the organism in Eukaryota, Fungi, Ascomycota, Pichiomycetes, Serinales, Metschnikowiaceae. The record is from RefSeq and is a predicted model, not a curated record. Gene Ontology annotation, cellular component: endoplasmic reticulum-Golgi intermediate compartment; COPII-coated ER to Golgi transport vesicle; endoplasmic reticulum membrane. Gene Ontology annotation, molecular function: D-mannose binding.